AUAUUUAGAACAAAAAGAUAGUACUAGUAGUAGUGUUGAGGAGAGAACGGCAGCAAUAAAGAAAGGAAAAUGCACAUGCCAAUGCCAUGACAUAUUGACAUGGGUAUCCCUCACAUCAGCUGCCACAAAAAGUCAGGAGGAUUCCGCCCGAUUUCCAGCCCCUUCAACCCCAGCUCGCGCACAACUCAACGCGCCUACCGCCCCCAUGCCGGCCACCCGUAUAUAUGCCACCCCUCCCCGCGCUCCCGUUCCGUGUCUUCUCCUCUCACCUCGUCUCAUCUCAGCUCGAACUCGUCUCACCCAUCCAUCCGUGUUGGUGUUGCUUCGCCGCCUUCUCUUCGGAUUGGGAUUGCAAUCGGAUUGCAUCGUCACAGACUCAAGGUACAAACUACAGCAGCAGUAACAAUGGCUAGCGGCGCGACGAGCGACGCGUGGCCAUCCUCCCCCUACUCCUCGUCGGCGCCCGACGGGGAGGUCCUACGCUCCCUGCACCGCCUGGCGCGGGACCUGUCUGCAGCCGAGGCACCGGCGCCGUUCCUCCGGGCGGUCUUCGCGGCGGUGGCGAGGCGGGCGCGCCUGCUGGCGGCCGUGUUCGACGACCUCCUCCUCUGCGGCGCUGCCGCGGGCCCGCUGCUCCUACUUCCGCGGUCCGCGUCGCUGUGCCUCCGGGAGCUCCUGCUGGUGCUGCAGCGGUUCAAGGCGCUGGUGGCCGACUGCGCCGCGCGCAGCCGCACGCGCCUGCUGCUCCAGUCGGACGAGGUGGCGGCCCGGGCGCGGGAGCUCCAGCACGACCUCGCCACGCUCCUCGACCUGCUCCCCGUCGCCGACCUCGGCCUCGCCGACGACGUGUCGGACCUCCUGGCGCUCGCGUCGCGGCAGUGCCGCCGCGCGGUCGCGGCACCGGAGCUGGAGCUCAAGGCGGGCGUGCUCGCGCUCAUCCAGGAGGUGGAGCGGGAGAUCGUGCCGGGGCGGGAGAGGCUGGAGGGCGUACUGGAGGACGUGGGCAUCAAUGAUCCGGCUAGCUGUAGCGACGAGAUCGAGACCCUGGAGCGAGAGAUCGGCGACCGUGUCGCUGAGAGGUGGACGUCGUCGAUGAUCGCCCUCGUCGGCCUCCUCCGCUACGCCAAGUGCGUCCUCUUCAGUGCCGCCACGCCGCGGCCCGUGGACUCCAACAAGGUGGAUCUCGACGACGGCGACGGCGACGACGGCGCGGAGCCACCGUCGCCACCGCUGGAUUUCAGGUGCCCCAUCUCCCUCGAGCUGAUGGCCGAUCCCGUCGUGGCUUCUAGCGGUCAGACGUACGACCGCGACUCCAUCACGCGGUGGUUCGGCUCCGGCAAAUCCACGUGCCCCAAGACCGGGCAGGUGCUGCCGAAUCUGGAGCUCGUGCCCAACAAGGCGCUCAAGAACUUGAUAUCGCGGUGGUGCCGGGAGAACGGCAUCCCCAUGGAGAGCAGCGAGUCUGGGAAAUCCGAGCCGGCGCCGGUGGUGGUAGGCGCGAACAAGGCCGCGCAGAAGGCGGCGCGGAUGACCGCGUCGUUCCUGGUGAAGAAGCUGUCGGCCUCGUUCUCCCCCGAGGCGACCAAGCGCGUGGUGCAGGAGAUCCGGCAGCUGGCCAAGUCCGGGUCCGACAACCGCGCCUUCAUCGGGGAGGCCGGCGCCGCGGGGCUCCUCGUGCCGCUGCUCCGGUCCGAGGACUCGGCUCUGCAGCUCAACGCCGUCACGGCGCUGCUCAACCUCUCCAUCCUGGAGGCCAACAAGAAGCGCAUCAUGCACGCCGAGGGCGCCGUGGACGCGCUCUGCCACGUGAUGUGCUCGGGCGCCACGUGGCGCGCCAAGGAGAACGCCGCGGCCACGGUCCUCAGCCUUGCGGCCGUGCACGCGUACCGCCGCCGGCUCGGCCGGAACCCGCGCGUCGUCGACAGCGUGGUGCAGCUCGCGCGCACGGGCCCCGCCAGCACCAAGAAGGACGCCCUCGCGGCGCUCCUGUGCCUGUCCGCCGAGCGCGAGAACGUCCCGAGGAUCGUCGAGGCCGGCGCCGCGGAGGCGGCGCUGUCGGCGAUCGGCGACGCGGAGGCAGCCGCGGCCGUGCUGGCGUCCCUGGCGAAGCGCGGCGGCGCGGAGGCGAUCGUGGCGCUGGACGGCGCCGUGGCGCGGCUGGUGGCCGAGAUGCGGCGCGGCACGGAGUGGUCGCGGGAGUGCGCGGCCGCCGCGCUGGUGCUGCUGUGCCGGCGCGCGGGCGCCGCCGCCGCGUCACAGGUGAUGGCCGUCCCGGGCGUGGAGUGGGCCAUCUGGGAGCUGCUGGGCACCGGCACGGAGCGCGCGCGUCGCAAGGCCGCGUCGCUCGGCAGGGCGUGCCGACGGUGGGCCGCUGCCGCCAACGCGGAGCAGGGCACCGAGUGCCCCACCUCCGGCGACGCGUCGGGGCUCACGGUGGCGUCGUGAAAUCCACUACUACACGAUCAGUAUAGUAGAUAGAAGCUCAAAAAAAGAAGCGAAGCCAUUUUUUUUUUACCACGAUUCUUGUACAAAAUUUGUUGUUGGCCGUCAAGGCCUUCACGAUUCUUUGGUCCGUGAUUUGGGCCGUGGGUAAUUGAUCAACUGUGAAUACAAGAUACUAGUACUGUAGUACGUUUUUUUUCCCUUUUUCAUCAAA
Sorghum bicolor (sorghum) is the source of this 2656-nucleotide messenger RNA. Its product is annotated as U-box domain-containing protein 16. Lineage: Eukaryota; Viridiplantae; Streptophyta; Magnoliopsida; Poales; Poaceae. The coding region runs from base 100 to 2445 and encodes 781 amino acids. Gene Ontology annotation, cellular component: nucleus; cytoplasm. The record is from RefSeq and is a predicted model, not a curated record. Gene Ontology annotation, molecular function: protein binding; ubiquitin-protein transferase activity. The transcript has a single exon. Gene Ontology annotation, biological process: protein ubiquitination.